GUCAGCCGUGUGUGUGUGUGUGUGAGUGAGAGUGAGUAAGUGUGAGUGUGUGUCGCCGCCGCCUGGACAGCGGGAGAAAAGGAAUCGUCCGGGGGGGAAGAGAAAACCGGAGUAAAAAGCAUGGAGCUGACGGCGAUCGGGGACCGAGUUUUCGCCGCCGAGGCGAUCCUCAAGCGCCGCGUGCGAAAGGGCAACAUUGAAUACUUGGUGAAAUGGAAAGGAUGGGCGCUGAAGUACAGCACAUGGGAACCCGAGGAGAACAUCCUGGACGCUCGGCUCAUCACGGCGUUCGAGCAGAAGGAACGUGAACAAGAGCUGUACGGCCCGAAGAAGCGGGGACCGAAACCAAAAAACUUUGUGCUCAAGGCACGUGCUCAAGCAGUGGACACGUCGACUCGGAGCUCCAGUACUCGUCAAGCCCCUUCAAGCUCCUCCUCCCCCUCCCCAGGUCCUCCUAACCCUCCGUCAUCAUCAUCCCUGGCACCAACACCAAGGUUGCACUCUUUGGCUGCCUCGCACAAGCUCAAAAAAGACAUCCAUCGUUGCCACCGCAUGUCCCGCCGACCUUUGCCCCGACCCGACCCCUCAGCAAACCCAAAUGGUUCCUCGAUCGUCUCCCGCCUGCCGAUCUCUCCGUUUUCUGAGACUGUGCGCAUUUUGAACCGCAGAGUCAAGCCACGUGAGGUCAAGCGCGGUCGCAUCAUUCUUAACUUAAAAGUUAUUGAUAAGUUUGGCGGUGGGACGAACAAAGGACACCAAGGAAGGGCGCACAUCCCAUCUCGGAAUCGCAUCAUCGGGAAGAGGCAAGGGGACAUGCCUUACAAACCGUUUCAACCUCCCAUGAAGAUGCCUGGCUUUCCUAUGUACGGCCAACCAUUCGGGCUCCAGCCAUGUCGUCCUGCUUCAGCGUCAACUGGUACGAGAACGGGAUCUGCUGUCGGAAGUAAAACCAGAGGCCAUUCCUCAGCAGAUUCUUCCAGGGUUCAGGUCCAGUCACCUCCUUCUCCUGACAGUGAUGCUUCCACUUCACCACAAAACCAGCCUCGUCGACAACAAGCGCAGCUCUCUGCAACUUCAUCUUCGGCACUCGGCACAGAAACCUCAUCCGAAGCUCAUAAUCAAUCUACCAGCACCGUAACUGGAUCUUCCGCACCUUGUCUACCUUCCUCUCCCCCGCUCUCGUCGUCUUCUUCAUUAUCGUCCUCACCAGAAGAGAAAAAAGCAAGGGCACCGAAUCUCCCCUGUGUGGCUAGGGGCAGGAAAAGAAAGCCACGCCGCCGUUUUCCGAGAUCCGAUCCCUCCUGUGAUGGCACUGUGCCGGAACGAGGUGACCCUGACUGGCAUCCUAAGCGGACACCGAGCUGCGCCAAUGUUGUUGUUGCCAAUGUUGCGAGUAACCAUCUUACCGUCACCAUUAAGGAGUUCUGCCAGUCUAGAGCUACUUCCGGAUCACCAUCCCAAGCCGAGAAUGCCAAAGCUUCCACCACCUAGUCUUCUCCAGUUACUUCAAAUAGUAACCCCAUUGACCCCAACAAGAACUUGCCAUAAAAAUAUUCCCAAAAAGAACCAACGUUGCCAUCAAUGAAAUUUCAACAUAUUUUUAAAAAGAAAUGAAGUUAUCUAUAUAUAUAUAUAUAUAUAGACACGCAGAGACUUUAGACUCGGCUUGUCCCAAGUGUAUUCCUUUCAACCGCACAUAGAUCACAAGAUUCUGUGUCUUGCUGACCUUGUAAUCCAUUGACUGUGGGGAACUCUGGGGAUGCAAGACGAACCAAAUACCAUAUUGAAGUAAUUUUUGCUCAAUAUUGCAAUUGCAAUAAGCCUUGCAAUAUAUAAAAAAUUGUUUGUUGAAUCCUCAAUAUGGUUUGGCAGACAGGAAUCGGUUAGAGGGCUUGUCUGCGUAUCGGCAGACCAGCAAUACCGUCAAAACUUCAGUACUGCAAAUGUCAAUAGAUUUGCAAUAGCAAUUAAUGAGAUACAUUCAUUACAUUUAACCCUGGAACCGUGCCUGCUUUUGGUGCUGUCAGUGCUGUCGACACCUUAGCAUAAGCAGUGAGUGCGAGUAAGUUAUGCUUUGGUGUGGAAUGCAGCGUGUAUUGUUAUCAGUCCAUCCUUCUCCAAUGUAGACUAUUUAUUUGCACGCACAAUGCAAGACCCUUCUAGCAAACUUUCAAGUCUGCCCUUGUUGUUCUACACCCUUACCGAUAGAGAUGUCUACAAAGACUUUCAACUGCCAGUGGUUUCACAGUUACACCAAGGACUGCAUCUCAAAAUUGCUACUGUACAUCAUUUCUCCUCCCUGUUUCCUGGAGUCGUAUUUGCCUUUUUCAGUAACCAUACUGUGUAUUUGGUGUGAUUGGUGUUUUGUUGGCUUUCAACAGAUGUUGGACUGGUUUGAGAACUGGAAAGCUUUACUUAGGUUCUACAAAAGGAUAGAUUUGAUUGGCCAAACCUUGAAUGACGACUAUUUUUGCUGCGUCCGAUUCCAUUUUGAAAGAAUUCUUAAUGCUUUUCUGAUACAUCUGACCACGUUUCAUCUCAAACUGGUCCAGCAGUUGAGCUUUUGGUCCAAUUGGGUGCUAGCAUUGAAAAAUCAGACCUGGGAUAAAAACAGACACUUUUUUUCUGUUAUUCUGAGCUUCCAGCAAAAGGGCUCAAUUGAAUGUGAAUGGCGUUUAUAUUUGUUUUGUUUUUAUCUGGGUUUUCACACGCAUACAACUGAAACCCCAUGAAUUCGUAUUGAAAACGGUUUUUGGACUGAUUCCGCAAACCCAUUGCAUCAUAUUUAUGUCUGCUUUAUGAAAAAAUAAAUGAAGUUUGGGGUGAAAAGGUUUAUGCCGGAGUUCAUAUGGCAGCUAACUUGGCUAACUGUGGUGAAGAAUAAUUCAAUGUGAAAAGGCUUAUUUAUUUAUAGGACUCAUUUGACAACACCAAUUCGCUCUAAUAAUCCUUCAAAGAAUGGAAUUAAUGUGCCUUCGGGAACUUUGGGCAGAGGAGAAUAUUGGGAAAUGUGUUUGGGUGAGGGGGUGCUUGUAGAAAUGGCUUUACAUGUUGGUUUUUGUUUUAGGCCAGACUUAUAGCUAUUUUGUUUUUGAGGCAACAUGCUUUUAAAUAAAUUGGUAGUGGCCAAUUGGACGGUACGGGGCAUUUUUUCUGUACCAGUUGGAGAACUUUUGGUGCAAAGUGAACUGUUUUAAGUAACGUUUUCUUGUUAGUAUGUUGUGAGCCAUUUUUACAGCUAGUUAGCUAUAGUUGUAAAUGAGGACCAGAUUCAAAUUGGUGACUAAUUUUUGCCAAAAUUACUAUGCGAAUAAUUUGCAACUCGACAAGUUAUGUCUAAAUUGAUACGAGGAAAGUUCUUUGUAUUCAGAGUCUGGUUCUGCAGAUUCCCCAUUUUCUGCACGUCCAGUUCAGACUUGACAGAAAAGGACCGACUUGAUUAGAAACUUUUUCGAUCGUAUGAAAUGGGCAACUCCUGAGAAAUUGUCUGAGGAGCGCAUAUAUCUCAAGUUCCGCACUAUUUUAGGAACCAACUCCACAACACAUAUGCGCAACUCAACUCCCUGAGCUGCUUCAGCUAUCUAGCUGGCUGACAUUGUAGUGUUUAUGAAUCACAAUAAUUUUUUUAUUGCCUUUUUAACUUCAAACUCCAAAAAUGGCCGAUGUCCUUGCUAAUAAACAAAUGGCUGUUGAUAGAUUUUUGCUCGCAAGGUUGCCUCAAACAGUCAAACGUAUUGUUUACGACAUAUUGUUCCGUUAUCUAUUAUUUUUAACUCUCCCAAAAAAUGAAGUUUAUCCCAGGUCUGGGAAAGAUGAACUCCAUGACCCACUCCUUCCUCCGGUGCUGCCCCUCCACAGGGCAUCUCUGUAUGGUGCAUCUGUGUAAUAUAUAUAUAUAACGGUAUAUGAAAGCAUGUGUUGCCUUUGGCCGUGGCUUUUUUUUUUUUCCUCAAACACAGGACAUGCUCCAAAGUACCGAAAGCCGAGUCUUUGUUUACCUGUGUGUAAUGUGUGCUAGGAAAUAGCCGUAGGAACUGCUGAGAUGGUUCGUCAUUUACUCGAAGUAAACCAGUGGCCUAUGUUUUAUAUUUAAUAGGGCUCAAAAAGGUUUUUGGAUUUUGGACAUUUGCACCACCUAAUAAGACUUGGUACCUUCUGAAAGGUCUAAAUGAUCCGGAGGGCUUUUUCUUCUUUUUUUUUCUUUUGUUUUGUUUUGAAAACGACAUUUUUGUACUGUAGGAGUGGUGUAUCGAGUGCCACGUUUCUUUUAUAGUCAACCUUGUUCUAUUUGAGUAGUUCAGGCCGUGGGUUCGAGCGAACGAUAACCCCAAACGCCAAGCUACGUGUGACCCACGAAACGUGUCUUUUAUUGUUUCAUGUAUCGAUAUAAGUUGACGAGUAUAUUAACGAUAAUUAUAACGUUGUAAUGUAUCUGAUGCAUGUUACUGCAUAAGCCUAAUUGUACAGGUCAUUUGAAUGUCAGUUAACGGUGUUUGCGUUGUGUUUUUCUCUUGUAGGAUGCUUUUAAUAAAUGUCACGUGAAAUGACA
This is a messenger RNA of Silurus meridionalis, 4549 nucleotides long. RefSeq names its product chromobox homolog 6a (gene cbx6a). Bases 121 to 1491 code for a protein of 456 amino acids. The record is from RefSeq and is a predicted model, not a curated record. The transcript is spliced from 5 exons. Lineage: Eukaryota; Metazoa; Chordata; Actinopteri; Siluriformes; Siluridae.